AUGCCCAUUGAUGUCAACUGGCUUCGCGCUGACAGGUCUGGUGAUCCACACCUGGUGCGGCAAGCGCAGCGCCAGCGCUUCAAAGCGGAUGCAGAUGCGCUUGUUGAUGAAGUGCUGGAGUUAGACACGUCCUGGCGGGAGAAGACCACGUGCGCGAGGGAGCUGCACACACAACUCAACGCGCUGCAGAAGGACGUCAUUGCCCGGAGGAAGAAGCUCAAGGAGCCUUGCGACGAGGAGCUGAAGCAAGCUGCCCUGAUUCGAGAGCAACUAAAGGAGCUGGAGCUUCAAACCCUGCAAUGUGAGAAGCUCCGGGAUGGAGCACUUGGCAAGCUUGGCAACUUUGUGGAUCCCUCAGUUCCGAUUUCGCAGAAUGAAGCCGACAAUGAGGUCAUCAGUACCUGGCCAUCGGGCACUUCGGCCGCGCAUCCCGCACAUGUCAGCCAUGACGACCUUGGGAGGAGCCUUCUCGGCCAUGAUGAGUUGCUUUGGCGCAUUGGCGGAUAUGAUCCAGAGAGAGGGUGCAAGGUUGCAGGAAGCCGCGGCUACUUCCUUGAAGAUGCAGGAGUUCUUCUCAACCAGGCCUUGAUCAACUUUGGUCUGGCUUUUCUGCGUGCACGUGGGUAUCGUGCUGUGCAGCCGCCAUAUUUCAUGAGGAAGGAGCUCAUGGCUGGAGUUGCUCAGCUGGAUGACUUUGAUCAACAGCUGUACAAAGUCACAAAGGGGGGCCAAGGCGAAGUUGCAGAAGAGAUGGAGAAGUAUCUUAUCGCCACGUCGGAGCAGCCGCUCUGUGCCUUUCAUGCGAAAGAGGUGCUCGACGCGGAAGUCCUUCCCUUGCGCUACGCCGGGCUCUCCACGUGCUUCCGGACUGAGCUGGGCAAAGCCGGCAGGGAGAACCGAGGGAUCUUUCGCGUGCAUCAGUUCGACAAGGUGGAGCAGUUUUGCAUCACAGCGGCUGACUCUGAGCUGUCGCAGCAGAUGCACUCAGAGAUGCUGCGCUGCGCAGAAGAGUUCUACCAAAGUCUGGGGGUUUCUUAUAGAGUUGUCAAAGUUGUGUCUGGAGAGCUUAAUGACGCUGCCACCAUGAAGUAUGACUUGGAGGGCUGGUUUGCAGGGCAGGGGCAGUAUCGCGAGCUUGUCUCCUGCUCCAACUGCACCGACUUCCAGUCGCGAGCCCUCGACAUCCGAUACCGACCUGCAGAUCCUCCGGACAAGCAGCGCCCGCGUCACGUGCACAUGCUCAACUCGACACUGACUGCUUCGGGAAGAUGCUUGUGUUGCCUGUUGGAAACUUACCAAACAUCCGAUGGUGUUCGGGUCCCAAGUGCGCUCGUGCCAUUUAUGGGAGGCAUUGAUUUUUUGCCCUUCAUUCGCGGACCCCGACAACCCGUGGAGGUGUGUAAGGCGAAAGUCCCGAGGGAGCCAAAGGAGCCUUCCAACCUGAGCCACAUUCAGGACCUUGAAGAGAAGCUCCUGCACUGCCCCUACGUCGGCGGGUUUGAGGCUUCCAAGGACGACCUGAAUGAAAUCAGCAUCGUAAAGCACGAGGAUCUCUCCAAGUACCCGAAUGUCCGACGUUGGAUAGAGCACAUGAACUCGUUCACCAGUCGAGAGCUUGCCCUCUUGACCUGA
Symbiodinium natans is the source of this 1632-nucleotide messenger RNA. The record is from the annotation of a GenBank genome assembly. NCBI's taxonomy places the organism in Eukaryota, Dinophyceae, Suessiales, Symbiodiniaceae.